AAGCCCAAAAAGACGUAAAAGUGAGCGAAUUGAAAGUGGUGCGGUGUCGCAGCGGCCUCUACCACGUGUACAACGGCCGGCUCAACUGGCACCAGGCGGCGGCCUACUGUGUGCUAAGGAAGAUGAGUCUAGCCAAUAUCGGCACAAUGAGAUGUUUGAAGAAACUGGGAAUGGCCAUGCUCAAGACUCGACCAAGUAUCGAGAACGCCUGGAUCGGCUCCACUGGUACCCUCGGCAAGUGGACUUGGGUGGACACAGGCGCUAGCAUCUUUCAGCUGCCUCCUCACUCUGACGUGCAGGCAGAGCUGUGGCCUCCCAUGAGGGACAGGUCAUCGGUGAAGCAGAGCGGCUGCUUACAACUGGAUCGGCACGCCGCUCACCCACCGGUCUUCAUGGAGGCGCGGUGUGAAAGGAGGAUGCAGUUCAUUUGCUACCAAGGUAUCCAAGCAUUAGCUUCGGUGCCAGCGACACCUAGCGACGACAUCUAUUAUUACGUGCUAGUGAAGCAGCUGUUAUACUGGCAGCAUGCUUACGACAACUGCUUAAAAAUGAACGGGACCCUCGCUAGUGUGGAUAAUAAUGAUAUUUUGAUACAACUGCUACUGAUCAUGGGAGAGAAUAAAGAUGAACCAAUUCAUCACAUUUGGAUUUCCGGUCGUCUAAACAUGACGAGAGAUACAUCAGAUGCAGUGAGUUAUUCGUGGCACAAUCCAAACAAUGGAAAGAAGAUUUACGACCCAGUACAUUUCAAUGAUCCCGCUUUUGCUUUGUAUAUGCCUCCAUGGCUAGAUGAAGAGUUCUCCAUGGAUAAUCCCUGCCUAAACCUGGAUAGGCAGGACCAUCUCAAUGGCUUGGUGUAUGGGCUGCCUUGUGACACGCCGCAGUAUUCCAUUUGUAUGAUUGAAAAAUCAAUCAAAUCUUCAAUGAUGGAGAAUGCCACCGAUGGAUAUGAAACCUCAAAAUGAAGAUAAUUAUAAAGUAUACAUGAAGAAUUU
Ostrinia furnacalis (Asian corn borer) is the source of this 995-nucleotide messenger RNA. RefSeq lists its product as uncharacterized. The transcript has 8 exons. The record is from RefSeq and is a predicted model, not a curated record. NCBI's taxonomy places the organism in Eukaryota, Metazoa, Arthropoda, Insecta, Lepidoptera, Crambidae. The annotation marks the transcript as partial.